AUGGUACGAAGCGAGGCAGUUGCGGCUACAGUCAAGUCGCUCAACUCAAACACCACCUCAUCCACGCCGAACGCAUCGUCCACCGAAGACGCAGCCCUGGACAUCCGCUGCAGCGGCGAACACUUCGGCUUCAACCCCAACAUCAUCGACUGCGAAUCCGCAAAGGAACACGUCACGCCCGACUCGGUGCAAUACACAUGGGGCAACCGUCAUACCGGGCUGGAAGCAAUAGUGUUUCCGCUUCCGUUUCGGAUCAUGGGAGACCGCGCCCUCUGCUUCUUCCAAGCCACCCUCGUCUCCGACGACGCCCGCACCGCCCUCGCCAGCCUCGGCCAGAUCCGACGCGCCGCCAGCGCUCUGAUCCUGCAGUGCGCGGCGGGCGGCGAGUCGCGGGGCGGCGUCGCCCGCAACAUCGGCGGCGACAACAACCUCGCCGUCGUCCUCGGCAUCUACGAGCCCAAGGUGCGCUGCCGCGGCGCCUUCGGCCCGGAAUGGACGUCUUGCCGCGACGUGCUGGGCGACAUGCCGGCCGGGGUGGCGCGGCUGAUAUUCGGCCCCCGGAGCGCGCCCGAGACGCAGCAGGGGUUGCCCAUGUAUAUCGAUUCGUCGGACGACAAAUGCGUCGUUCAGAUCUUCUCGACCGGUCCAUCCGACAUCAGCACGUGGUAUCGCAUGUGGGAGGCCGUGACGGCCGUGUUCAGCGUGUGCGUGCGGGCUGGACGGGGAGGGGUUUACACGGGACUUGGAGAUCUCGGCAACAUAUUCCUGACCAUGAGCUCGGCAGCAGCGGCGGCGGCAGGGAUCGAAUCGUUGCCUGGGAAUGCGUCUUCACUGGAGGCCACGGCAUAG
Letharia columbiana is the source of this 849-nucleotide messenger RNA. RefSeq lists its product as uncharacterized. The record is from RefSeq and is a predicted model, not a curated record. The coding region runs from base 1 to 849 and encodes 282 amino acids. The transcript has 6 exons. NCBI's taxonomy places the organism in Eukaryota, Fungi, Ascomycota, Lecanoromycetes, Lecanorales, Parmeliaceae.